Molecule: messenger RNA, 1637 nt
Organism: Xyrichtys novacula (pearly razorfish)
Lineage: Eukaryota; Metazoa; Chordata; Actinopteri; Labriformes; Labridae
Source: the annotation of a GenBank genome assembly
AUGGACACAUCCGAACCUAGUCCGACUCCUUACCGUUGGUAUUACCGGGCAGACUGUGGACAUUGGCACCUAUUUGAGGUAAUUUCUUUAAAUUAUGAUCCGUUUUUCAGAGUUGAUCUAAAGUACAUUAAACAUUGAUAUGUGUGAGAACUUAGGCAUGCUUUCUCAUUUAUACAGGAUGAUCCUGAUUGCCAGCUCACAAGUAUGAUUAUUGAAACAUACUAUCUCAGAAACCCCAGGGGAAUUUUAAAGUCAUCUUCAUCUGGCCAACACUUUGAGAUUGAUUUCUCAGGUAUGUUGCUUUAUUGACAAAAAAUUUUUUAUCUCUGCAUGAAGAACUAGCUUUUGACAUGCUUUUUGUGUUUUUAAUGCAGCAAUGUUGCGGACAAACCUCAAAACAGGGAGAAAAAUGCGGAUCACACGGGACUCUAACGUUAAGACAAGGUGAUACAAGGUUUAAAUCACAAAAGUUUGUCAGUUAUUUCACAUUCAAUAAAGAAAUUUCUGUGUUAGCCAGCUGAAAGUAUUGUUUUCGACAAAACGAAAGCGAAACUUAACUCAAUGGCUGUCUGUUAACUCUUUCCUCCCCCAGUUGCUCCUGCUUCAGUGUUGCACCCGUCUUCUGGGAAAUGGUUGAUCCCACUUGCCCAUAUCAGGUGACUACAACUAAAUAAGUGGAUGUAAAAUUACCUGUGGCUAAAUUUUACUUAAAACUUAGCAGUUUAAGUCACAAAGUUUUUUUAAACACCCAAACAGAAUCACAACCUCGAAUCCAUUAAAUAUUGAGAAAUAACAUUUUUAAUGGCAUACUGACAUCAAAAGAUGAUAGUGUGUGUCUCAAUUUUUUUUUUGUCUGUUUGUAGUUGAUCCGUUUGAAUAAACUUACCCCCGAGUAUCAGACUGUGGUCAAUUAUGUGAAGAAAGAUGGUCUUUUGGACAGACCCAUUGUAUCAGUCAGCAGGAUACAGAAUUUGGAUCUCUGGGAGCUAUAUUGUAGGUAAGUAAGUUUUUGAAUUUGACUCCUCUUAUUCUCGUAAUGAUGUCCCCUUUUUUAAGUAGCAUGGUCUUUCUCUUUGUUUGAAGGAAAAAGCAACAGUUGAUGAGAAUUCAUGGAGUCACAGAGAUUCAGGAGAGAAGACUCUUUCAUGGGACUGACGCCAAAAAUGUUGAGACAAUUUGCAAGUAUAAUUUUGAUGUACGGCUGGCUGGACAACAUGGACACUCAUAUGGCAAAGGUAAAUACAAUGUGCAACAAUCGCCCACAUGAAAAUUUGAAAUGUGCGUCUGAGACCAAAUGAGAAUUCUGACCUGUUGGUUUCUCUCUUGUUUCUGUUUUAGGAAUAUAUUUUGCAAAGCAUGCAACAUUUGCAGACAAAUACAGCAGUAAAAGUAAAAACCCUUUGCCGCAGCAUGGUGGGGGUUUACAAAAUGUAUGUACUGAAGCCACUAAAAUAAUAUUUUUGGCACGGGUGAUGAUCGGCACACCAAAAGCUGGAGCGUCACACUUUCUGAAACCUGAUCAUGAUAGACUGGAAAACUUACACAACAGCUGCGUGGAUGAUAUCAAGCAUCCUAAUAUUUUUGUCAUCUUUGAUCCAAAUCAGAUAUUUCCAGAGUAUGUGAUUCAGUACAAAUGA